CAAACACGAACACGACUAUGACAGUAGUCGGCACACUACAAUUCUUUUCAAAAACAUGCCAGCAGUUAGUUCAUGCAGUUUUUUGCGUGCAAUUCGCAAACCCUCUCUCCUCCAACCUCUGCUGUACUUGACAGCUCCAGCAUUGAACUAUAAUGAGCUCCAGUCGUGCUAUUAUGAAUCGGUUCACUUCCGUUGUGAAAUGCGCAGGCGCCGGAGAUGCGAUCAAUCUGACAGAAGUUCUCAUGACACCAUAGCAGGGACUGCUGGAAAAUAUCUCAGUUGUUUGAAGUGAAAAUGGCAGUGGAGAAGCGCUUGGCAUUCUCUAUUGUGCAGUUCCUGCGAGAUCAAACACACUGUGGUGCUUUGAAUUCCGAUGAGCAGGAAAGCCUCGAAGUUGCCAUACAAUGUUUGGAGACCACCUUCAAGAUCAACUCCAGUGACUGUCAUCUCGCAGCACCACAACCUCUCACUGAAAUAUUCCUCAACUCUCUCCUCAAGAAUGACCAGAAUAACCUGGUGCUACCAGAGACAUCCCCGUCACCAGAAGACACAGAAAGGGCAGAACAGUUGAAGAAUGAAGGGAACAAUCAUAUGAAAGAGGAGAACUACAGCUGUGCGGUGGAGUGUUACACAAAAGCCAUCGAUUUAGACCUCCGAAACGCUGUCUACUACUGUAACAGUGCGUCUGGUUGUGUGGCUGGCUGUUGCUGUUAUCAUCAACGCAGGGCUGCAGCACACAGUAAACUGGGGAACUACACAGAGGCAACGGGAGACUGUGAAAGGGCCAUAGGGAUUGACCCCAGCUACAGUAAAGCCUAUGGGAGAAUGGGAUUGGCAUUGACUGCUAUGAAUAAGUACCCAGAGGCCAUCUCCUACUUUAAGAAAGCUCUGGUUUUAGAUCCGGAGAAUGAUACCUACAAAUCCAACCUGAAGAUUGCUGAGCAGAAACAAAAAGAGGCAUCCAGUCCUAUGGCUACGGGACUGGGAUUUGACAUGGCCAGCCUUAUCAACAACCCUGCCUUCAUCAGCAUGGCCGCCAGUGUGAUGCAGAACCAACAAGUGCAACAGCUUAUGUCAGGGAUGAUGUCCAAUGCGGUCGGGGGUCCAGCAGCAGGAGUGGGAGGACUGUCUGACAUCUCCAGCCUGAUUGAAGCUGGUCAGCAGUUUGCCCAGCAGAUCCAGCAGCAGAACCCAGAACUGAUCGAACAGCUGAGGAACCACAUCCGCAGCCGUUCCUUCAGUGGCAGCGCUGAGGAGCACUCGUGAUCCACACAGGUCUGUGUACUACAACACAGAGCAUACGUUUUAAUAGAGGAAGGGCAACCAUAUGUUGUGAUUGCAAUCUCUACACCCAUUCCUUAAACUCACAUCACCGGCAGAGCUGGAAUGAAGAGACAGACGGAGAUGGGGACGAUGGCACUUUACUGGGACUGUAUCUUCAGAGAGGAGGGGAGAGAUGAGAAACAGUCUACACCUUCUACAUACCUAAUAAGAAGAGAGAGUAUCCAACACAUUCUAUGUAGAUACUCAAACAGGAAAUAGAGUAUCAACCACAUUCUAGACACCCAAUUAGUUUCAAAAACAUUCCCACCAAUCAGGAGAAAGAAUAUUCUACACAGUUCGAGACCCAAUCAGGAGACAGUCUCAACUAAUUAUUCUAAAUAUCCAACCCAGUGCACAGCAAAUAUUUAAUCUUUCCUCAAUAAUGUUCCAUUCCAAAUGGAUUUCUGUGUUUUAUCUACAGUGUGUUGUAGUAGCAAUGUGGAAACCAUUUCCGUGUUCCUAUACUUUGGUAUAUUAUGUUGAUCCUUUGGUCCGCACCGAUUUCACUGAUCCAACAGAAUUGUACAUAGGAUAAUGCAGGGGUGUAUACAGUGAGGUGAAACAUUUAGAAAGAAAUUAAAUUAAUAGAGCUGAUAGGAUUCCCUAUUCUACAGUACCAGUCAAAAGUUUGGAAACACCUACUCAUUCAAGGGUUUUUCUUUAU
Molecule: messenger RNA, 1987 nt
Organism: Salmo salar (Atlantic salmon)
Lineage: Eukaryota; Metazoa; Chordata; Actinopteri; Salmoniformes; Salmonidae
Source: RefSeq, a predicted model, not a curated record